AUUCGAUAAUGCACAAUCAUCUUCAUCCAAUGCCUUGAACAUCAGCCAUCCAUUAUAGCGUCAUUUAUUCAUUCGUUUUAUCAUCCAUCUGCAUCUCCAACACCGCAUUCGCCUCCCACCACAAGUCAGAGGUCAUGCUCAAUGACCAACUCAUCUUUUUCAUGACAAGACACGAGAUUUCACGAAGCAUAUCAAUCAAGUGAAGAGAGCAACGAGACAACCCAACAGCCAUGGAGGCCAUCACAGGGCAACAUUUCUUCUUCCACGACCAGCCGGAACACGCUGCCGAAAAAGACUCUUGCCACUUCUGCCAGCUCCGCGCCUUUCCCAUUCACCAAACCACCCCCGUCACCAUCGUCAAUGCCAAGGACCAGGCCGUCAUCCCGCCCAACUUCCGCUUCAUAGACCGCAUGGUCCUGGGCCAGGGCGUGGAGCCAGCUGAGGAUAGUUUCCGCAGCGGAUGCUCAUGUGAAAGCGACAGCGAGUGCCAGUACAUGGGAUGUCUCUGCCUCGCCGACCUAGGGGAGGAAGAGGGCAGCAGCAGCGAUGAAGACGAGGACAUUCACGCGAAUGGAGCCAAUGGUGAUGGACCAGAAGCAGGGCGGAAGGACAAGGUCAAGCAGAAGAGAAAGGCCUAUGCCUAUCACACCCACGGGGCUAAAGCAGGGCUUUUACGGUCCAAGAUGCUCAACUCCAAGGAGCCGCUGUACGAGUGCCACGCGGGCUGCUCAUGCUCCAAAGACUGCCCCAACAGGGUCGUCGAACGCGGGCGAACCAUUCCGCUGCAAAUCUUUCGUACCGACGACAGAGGAUGGGGAGUCCGCACCCAAGUGGCCAUCAAAAAGGGCCAGUUCGUCGACCGCUACCUCGGCGAAAUCAUCACCUCCGCCGAAGCCGACCGCCGCCGCGCCGCCUCCGCCGUCUCCAAGCGCAAGGACGUCUACCUCUUCGCCCUCGACAAGUUCACCCACCCGGAGUCGCUGGACCCGCGCCUCAAGGGCCCGCCGCUCGAGGUCGACGGCGAGUUCCUCUCGGGCCCGACGCGCUUCAUCAACCACUCGUGCGAGCCCAACCUGCGCAUCUUUGCGCGCGUGGGCGACCACGCUGACAAGCACAUUCACGACCUUGCGCUGUUUGCGAUUCGCGAUAUUCCGAGGGGGGAGGAGUUGACGUUUGAUUAUGUUGAUGGGGUGACGGAGGAUGGGGGCGGGAUGGAGGGUGCGAGUGCGGGGGAUAUGGCAAAGUGUUUGUGCAAGAGCCGGAAAUGUAGGGGAUACUUGUGGUGAAUCUGUCCAUUUUUCCUUUCUCAUCGCUUUUAUUUCUUUAUUUAAAGCUAAACACAUAGGCAAAUGUGCCUUUCCAUCUGUGACGGAUAGAUAUAGAUACGCGGUGAAUGUAUCCCGUAGGGCAUGGUCAACUUCUACACGAGGCCGAACAAAAGCAGCACAAGUAUCCGUCCGUAUCCUGAGAUUUUCAACUAUUAAAACGGCAAUCUGCAGAAUAUUCUUGUUACGGGACACACGCCAAUAAUUAAAGUUCA
This is a messenger RNA of Trichoderma harzianum CBS 226.95, 1540 nucleotides long. RefSeq lists its product as hypothetical. Gene Ontology annotation, molecular function: protein binding; histone methyltransferase activity; zinc ion binding. The transcript is spliced from 3 exons. NCBI's taxonomy places the organism in Eukaryota, Fungi, Ascomycota, Sordariomycetes, Hypocreales, Hypocreaceae. Gene Ontology annotation, cellular component: nucleus. The record is from RefSeq and is a predicted model, not a curated record. Bases 231 to 1286 code for a protein of 351 amino acids.